UAAAACUCAUCUUCUCUCCAUAGAUUCUCUCACCCAAUCUCUUAAUCUUUCUAAACAAAAUUCAAUCUCUCGUAUUAACAAAAAUAAAGUAAUUGGCUUUAGUUACCUAUGAGAGUCAGUGUGGUCCGGGCCAUCUAUAUCUUUAUCCCUUUGCUUCUUCUUCUCAACAUUCUACGCGACUAAGAUUCUUGUUUCAGACUAAGUAGUGUUUUGUCCAAUUGCAAUCCACCAUCGAUUCCCUUUAAUGUGCAGUCGAUUUUGAGCGGCUAGUGCGGUAGUUAGUUAGGCGAAGAAGAAUGACGAGAACGACUGGGUUUAGUUCUAAGCACAACAACCGCCAACAUGACGAUGGUUCUGUAACCAACAACAACAACAAUAACAACAACCCUACUAUACAUAAAUGGAUGAUCGAGCAAUGUGUAAGUUUGUCUUAGAAAGCCGGAUUAUUUUUAAAAUUAAGAGAUUCUAAAUGAAAAGUUUGGUAUUGAUUUUCUUUUUAAUUCGUCCCCAUGCAAAAUUAAAUGUUUUUAUUAAAUUUUAUAAAAGGUUUUCAUUUUGAUUUAUAGGUUUGCCUACAAGUUAUACAUUAAAUUAUUCAAACCGAGUUCAAUAUAUAGACAGGAUAAGGAGAAGUUAAACAUUGCCAUGAUAGUCCAUUAUCCUCUUAUAUUUUAAUGGAAAGAACAUAAGAUAUGAUACAUUUAAUUUUAUAUUCUUCAGAUUUUGUGGAAAGAGGAAACCCAAUCCACUAUCCAUGGCGUGAGGAACGUAGAUGUCGUUAAUUAAGUCAAUUAACUAAUUUAAUUAAGUUAUAAUCUUUAAUUUUGAGGUACACGUCUUUCUGCCAUCAAUGUAAUUACCGUCUUUUAGUAAACAAAAUAGAUGGCGGACGGUUAGAAUCUCGGUUAGCCGAUGCAGCCAUCAUUUUCUCUCAUUGUCUUUCUUUUAGAUAUUCUCCACGUUUUGGCACUAGAUCUUAAAAAUAAAAUAUUACAAAUUUUGUUCAUUAUUUUAUUUAGUAUGAAUUCUAGUGAGUAAAUGACUCUUCUACCUUUACGUUAAAAGAUAUAAAUAUAAAUAAUAUUUAAAUAAACAAUAAAUAAAAAUAAUAAAUUUUUGAUAAAAUUGUUAUUCAUUUACAACCUUUUUUACUUUUUAAUAAACAAAAAAUUAAAACAAAUAUAUAUUUUGAAAUCUGAAAAUUCCUUUUCUAAAACUUUUUUAAAAUUAUUAUUGUAAAUUUUAAAUAUUUUUUUAAAUCCUUAACCUCAAUCCUAAAACUUCAUCUCUCGUAUCUAAAUUUUAAGUAUGGAUUGGUUAAUCCUAUAAAUAUAAUUUUUGAUCGUUUUUAGUCUUUUGACCUUUGUGUGCUAUAAUUAUGAUAAAAAAAAUUAUUUCUGUCGCCUUAAACAGAGAAUAUAACUAUUGUGCACUUAUCUUAGAAAAAUUCUCAUAUCAAUAUUUCAAAAUCUGUCUUGAUUCCAUAUGUUUCAUAGUUAGAUCUUUCUAAGUUUAUAAUUUUCACUGAUACAUGCAAAGAUAGAAAUGUGUAAUUAUAUAUACUAUUCAUCAACUAAACUCAAGGAUAACAAGGUAUAAUGUUAUCGAAAUUAAAUUGUGUGUAUUUAACUACUGUAGUUUACUAGUAUAUCUACAUUUUUUUAAGCAUUUGAGUGUUUACCCUUUGUAAAUGUAUUUAAAUUUGAAGUAUAUAUCUUUAGAUUCUUUACUAUUUGAAUCUGUUUACCACUUUAAUUUUUAUGUUUGUGUUCUCGCCUACGUUAUCAAUAUUUUCUUUAAUACAUGAAUAAACAUCUUUAAUAUGAUUAGGAGCAACAAAAAUGAAAACGCUUGAUAGUGAAAAACCAAAUUAAUAAGGGUAGAUAAAAAAAAACAGGAUUCUUCGAAAGAGGAAACAAACACACGUGGCUAAGGAUAAGUGGAGGUUAAAAAGAAAACCAUGAAAACCGCUGUUGUUGUAACCGAAGCCGCUAAAACCAUCUCUCAUGCUCUGACUGUUCUAAACAAAGCGCCCCAAAAGGAGCGUUGCUUUUACUCUCUCUCCACCUUAUAUAAACUACCAUCUUUCCUGUCUCUUCCACCUUCAAUUAUCACACCACCACCACCACCACUCUCUCUCCCUCUCUAUCCAAUUUUUAGUUAUGGUCAAGUUGGGUUUGAAACCCGACCCGGUUCACAAUAACGCCAUAGAGAUUCGUUACAGAGGCGUUAGGAAGCGUCCUUGGGGUCGUUACGCCGCCGAGAUCCGAGAUCCCGGCAAGAAAACCCGUGUCUGGCUUGGAACCUUCGACACCGCCGAGGCGGCGGCGCGUGCAUAUGAUAAGGCGGCGCGUGACUUUCGUGGUGCCAAGGCCAAGACUAAUUUCCCUAACUUUCUCGAGCUGAGCGAGAACGUUUCCAUCGGCGGCGGCGGCGGUUUUGAGCGUAGCCCAAGCCAGACCAGCACCCUCUAUUGCGCUUCACCUCCGGCGGCUGCUGAUAUUGUUCCGCCGCCGCUUGAGCUUAGUCUUGGCGGCAGAGGAGGCGCGUGUUACCAGAUCCCGGUGGCGCGUCCUAUGUAUUAUUUGGACCUUAUGGGAAUCGGAAACGAAGGUCGUGCUGUUCAGCCUCCGAUGUCGUUAGCGUGUAGGUCACCGGCGAUGCAUGUUGCGACGAAGGUGGCUUGUGGGGGCCAGAGCGAUUCUGAUUCGUCUUCGGUCGUAGAUUUUGAUGGUGGGAUAGAGAAGAGAGCUCAGCUGUUGGAUCUAGACCUGAACUUGCCUCCUCCGUUGGAACAGGCCUGAGCUGUUGGCUGUGUGGUUUGGUUUCAUUGCGUACGCUCAUGCGUUUUUUUUGUUUUUGUUUUGGAGCUGAGAGAAUUCGUUUACUUUCCUUAGUUUUUUUCUUCUCUCAGACUCUAAAAUAAAGAUCGAUUUUUAAAUCGAGAUAGAACAAAAAUAUAAUGAUAGCUGACAUGGAUCGUUAUGUACAUAUUAUUACAUAACCGGAGAUCUGGACUUUUGUUGUGUGUGCCUUUUUUUUGCGACUUGGUUUCACCAUGUUGUUCCCACGUAGGUUCUUUUUUGUAUUGUUCUUCCAAAUUUCAAUUAAUAAUUUGGUAAUUUCAGAAUUAA
Messenger RNA from Brassica rapa (field mustard), 3134 nucleotides. RefSeq names its product ethylene-responsive transcription factor 4. Gene Ontology annotation, molecular function: DNA binding; DNA-binding transcription factor activity. NCBI's taxonomy places the organism in Eukaryota, Viridiplantae, Streptophyta, Magnoliopsida, Brassicales, Brassicaceae. Gene Ontology annotation, biological process: regulation of DNA-templated transcription. The record is from RefSeq and is a predicted model, not a curated record.